Messenger RNA from Amorphotheca resinae ATCC 22711, 708 nucleotides. RefSeq lists its product as hypothetical. NCBI's taxonomy places the organism in Eukaryota, Fungi, Ascomycota, Leotiomycetes, Helotiales, Amorphothecaceae. The transcript has a single exon. The record is from RefSeq and is a predicted model, not a curated record. The coding region runs from base 40 to 591 and encodes 183 amino acids.
GGUGAACAGGCUUCAAACAGAUUGGCAAGAUUCUUUGGAAUGCCAGGAUACAUUAAGGAAGCCCGUACGACCUACAACAUCGAAGACUCUGCUAGAGCUCUCAUGCCAACAACAUUGGAUGACUUGAACAUCCGCAGUGGGGUAGCCAAGAAUUCAGUGCCAAAACAAGAGGGUAAGAAGGUUGGCGGACUGGUCGAAAUCUUCCAGGCUCGCGGCAUGAUGACUCCUAGCCUUAGAUCAGGACUCCACAGAAUAUCAGCACCGUCCAACUUUGUCCAUCAAUCCAGUGGUCGCCCCGCGAUCCCUUCUGCCCGCAUUGUUACCCCAUCUGGCGCAGUAUACAGCCCUUCAGGAACGGUGUGUGUAGCCACACCUGGACCUUCACCCUAUCCAUCACCAAUCAAGCGUGUCCCUACGCCGCAUCCUAGCUAUAUAAGACCCAAUUCCGGGCUUAGUGAUGCAAAUACUGAGGUAAGUUCUAUGUUCGGAGAACAACUAGAAAGGUUCGAAAAGCCCCUAUUUGAUAGCCGUGAAAUCGAAGGCUUUGAUGAUAGUGAGCAGGAAGCCGUGGACAUCGCGCUUUAUGGAUGAUGGGAGUCGAAGGUUCCGGAAAUUGGUAUUCUUAGGAGAGGAAGCGAGCAUUUGAAAGAUGGGCGAAGUAUGCAUCAAAUUCUUAUCAUGAAUAAUGCCUGAUGGGUUGAGAGAUGG